Molecule: messenger RNA, 2079 nt
Organism: Elgaria multicarinata webbii
Lineage: Eukaryota; Metazoa; Chordata; Lepidosauria; Squamata; Anguidae
Gene: GALNT9
Product: polypeptide N-acetylgalactosaminyltransferase 9
Exons: 11
Coding region: 133-1947 (604 amino acids)
Biological process (GO): protein O-linked glycosylation
Cellular component (GO): Golgi apparatus
Molecular function (GO): polypeptide N-acetylgalactosaminyltransferase activity
Source: RefSeq, a predicted model, not a curated record
GACCUCCCUCCCUUCUUCCUCCAUCAGUCCUCCUCCCAUCUUCUGCAGGCAGAGACUCCUGCCUUAGAUGCUGCUGCAGUUCCGAGGGCACCGGCUACCAUGCCUUGAUGCCUCCCCGAACCAGUGGCUUCCAUGGCGGUGGCAAGGAAAAUCAAAACUUUGUUGACUGUGAACAUCUUGGUCUUUGUGGGGAUCAUCCUCUUCUCGGUCUACUGCAGGAUCCAGGAUCAUUCCCAGGAGCUGGUGCAGAUCGUCAGGAGUGCCGACCGACGGAUGAGGAGCAGGAACGCCAAGGCGGGUGCCCUGCUGGACAGGGAGUCCAUCCUGCAGCGGCUGGACCACCUGGAAGAAGUUGUGUAUAACCAGCUCAAUGGUCUAGCCAAGCCGAUGGGAUUAGUUGAAGGCCCUGGAGGCUUGGGCCAAGGUGGAAUGGCCGCCACCCUGAGAGAUGAUAGCCAUGAAUCCGAAACCAAGUAUGAAGAAUACGGCUAUAAUGCCCAGCUGAGUGAUAGAAUUUCACUGGACAGGUCUAUUCCUGACUACAGGCCAAAAAAAUGCAAACAGAUGUCCUACUCUGAUGACCUCCCCCAGAUCUCGGUGGUCUUUAUUUUUGUAAACGAGGCUCUGUCUGUCAUCUUGCGCUCGGUGCACAGCGUCGUCAACCACACUCCAUCUCACUUGCUGAAGGAAAUCAUUCUGGUGGAUGACAACAGCGACAAUGUUGAGCUGAAGUUUAAUUUGGACCAGUACGUCCAUAAGAGAUAUCCAGGGCUGGUGAAAAUUGUCCGCAAUAAUAAACGGGAAGGCCUGAUCCGAGCCAGAAUCCAAGGGUGGAAAGCCGCGACGUCCCCGAUCGUUGGAUUCUUCGAUGCUCACGUUGAGUUCAACACUGGCUGGGUGGAACCAGCGCUUACGCGGAUCAAAGAAGAUAGGAAACGGAUCAUUCUCCCAGCUAUUGACAACAUUAAGUACAACACUUUUGAAGUGCAGCAGUAUGCCAAUGCUGCCCAUGGCUACAACUGGGGACUCUGGUGUAUGUACAUAAUCCCACCGCAGGACUGGCUGGACAAGGGAGAUGAAUCUGCACCCAUCAGGACACCAGCCAUGAUUGGCUGUUCAUUUGUGGUGGACAGAGAGUACUUCGGUGACAUCGGCCUGCUUGAUCCAGGAAUGGAGGUUUAUGGGGGAGAAAACAUUGAACUUGGUAUGAGGGUCUGGCAGUGCGGUGGAAGCAUGGAGGUGCUGCCUUGCUCCCGCGUGGCCCACAUCGAGCGCACCAAGAAACCGUACAACAACGACAUUGAUUACUAUGCAAAGCGCAACGCCUUGCGGGCCGCCGAGGUCUGGAUGGACGACUUCAAGUCGCACGUCUACAUGGCAUGGAACAUACCAAUGACGAACCCCGGAGUUGACUUUGGCGAUGUGUCUGAAAGAAUAGCUUUGCGGCAACGUCUUCAGUGCCGGAGUUUUAAGUGGUACUUGGAGAAUGUCUAUCCCGAAAUGAGGAUUUACAAUAAUACCAUCACUUAUGGAGAGGUACGCAACAGCAAAGCCAGUGGCUACUGCUUGGAUCAAGGUGCAGAAGAAGAUGACAAAGCAAUUCUCUACCCCUGCCAUGGAAUGUCCUCCCAGCUUGUCCGUUACAGCUCCGAAGGACUCCUGCAACUGGGCCCUCUGGGAUCCACAGCAUUCCUGCCUGACUCCAAAUGCCUCAUAGACGAUGGGAAAGGAAGGACCCCUACUCUGAAGAAAUGUGAAGAUGUUUUGAGGCCAGCACAGAGACUGUGGGAUUUCACACAGAACGGUCCAAUCAUUAGCCGAGACACUGGCCGGUGCCUAGAGGUGGAGAUGUCAAAGGAUGCUAAUUUUGGGCUCCGACUAGUAGUACAAAGAUGCUCAGGUCAAAAAUGGAUGAUCAGAAACUGGAUAAAACAUGGCCGACAUUGAUUUCGGGCUGGGAAGAAGAUGUUCUCUCUUCUGGAGUCCUUCAAGUGGUACAUGGGUGCCCCUCCAAGAGAAUUGGUGAAAGAGGACUUCUAUACUGAGAAGACAGCUAACGGAGGAAGAAGAAGAAGAAGA